Exophiala dermatitidis NIH/UT8656 is the source of this 1068-nucleotide messenger RNA. RefSeq names its product glucose 1-dehydrogenase. The record is from RefSeq and is a predicted model, not a curated record. The transcript has 2 exons. Lineage: Eukaryota; Fungi; Ascomycota; Eurotiomycetes; Chaetothyriales; Herpotrichiellaceae. The coding region runs from base 159 to 986 and encodes 275 amino acids. Gene Ontology annotation, molecular function: oxidoreductase activity, acting on the CH-OH group of donors, NAD or NADP as acceptor.
UUCGUUUUCUCCUGGAGCUGCUCACAGUUUAGCCGAGACGGACGUUGCCGACAUUACUUUCCAUAAGCAUGAAGAUGAAGACAAACACCUUGAAUCUCCUGAAAAGCGAACAAUUCAGUGCUCGCGAGGCUGGGCAACGCUAGUUAUCUCGCCCAACGAUGAGUGCGAUUCCGUGGCCAUUACUCCGGGGCAAGACCGCCGCCAUAACAGGAGGCACAACUGGUAUUGGACGAGCGAUCUCUCUUGAAUUCCUGCGGCAGGGGUGCAAUGUCGCUAUCAACCAUCUUGGGCUUCCCCAUGACGAGCAGCACCGAAGGAGCCUACAUGAAGAGGCGGCCAGUAUUCGACAAGAAAGCAUGACCAGGCGUGAUAUACAUCCUGCAGGAGAAAUAAUUGACCUCGCUGGGGAUGUUUCUCUCCCAGAAACCGGUAGUCGGCUCGUCCAAGCAGCGGUAGACCGCUUUGGGGAACUAGAUGUUUUUGUCGCCAAUGCUGGAAUCUUUCAACCUGCUUCGUUUCUCGGGCUUGAUCACGACCUCUUUGACAAGACCGUCCGGGUGAAUCUGAAUGGAUCUUUCUAUGCCUGUCAAGCCGCUGCUCGGCAAAUGGUCAAGCAGGGCCACGGUGGCUCCAUCAUUGCCGUUUCAUCUAUAAGUGCUCUACAAGGAGGACGAAUGCAAACACAUUACACGCCGACGAAAGCUGGAAUAUUGUCGAUGAUCCAGAGUAUGGCUAUCUCUAUGGGUGAGCACAAUAUCAGAUGUAACGCCCUCAUGCCGGGGACCAUCAAAACUCGAUUGAGCGACGAAGAAAUCAACGAUGAAGGAAGAAGAAAAGCUCUCGAAGCAAAGAUUCCUUUGGGGAGAGCUGGUGUUCCACAGGACAUGGCAGGUCCGGCAGUUUUCCUUGCUUGUGAGCAAAUGAGCGGGUUCAUGAACGGAGCAGGGCUAUUAGUAGACGGUGGGAUGUUUGCAUAUCUUCAAUAGGUCGGCUACCUGGCAGCUUAGAGCUGAUGAGACCCUGUAUAUAUGUUCGAAUCUGUCUCGAAUUUGCAUUAAACCCUCCUCC